UUAUCUGAAUUGAUCAGACAUUUGCCUCUGAAUAGUUAAGCAAUAUACUAGCUCUUAAUGGUUCAGACCUCUUACUGGUUCAGCACUUAAUGGUUCAGACCUCUUACUGGUUCAGCACUUACCUAUUCAGAAGUUGCCAAACAGCCCCUUAAAUACUCUGUAUAUGGAGAGGGAUGGGAGGUAGUAUAUAUGGGUGAAGUUUGUGCUAGUGAGAGUGUAGAUUGUAGAAUAGAAAAGUAGUGGAGGGGUGAUUUGGGAAAAAGAAUUUCUCAAUAUGGAUUUGGUACUAGGGGUGGGUAUUCUUUGUAUGCUCCUCAUCAUUAUCCAACCCACUACAUCUUCACCAUUCAGUUACUCUGGAUCAACCGGACCGGACCGGUGGGCAUCCUUAAGCCCGGACUACGUCCUUUGCUCUACCGGUCGAGCGCAGUCGCCGGUUAACCUUGCCGCCCGACUCACGCCCGUAAAUCCGAAUUUGAAGGCUUUGGAUAUCCAAUUCCAGGACUCAGUGAAUGCCACUUUGGUUAACAAUGGCUACAACGUUCAGCUAAGUUAUGGUGGAGAAGGAGGAGGAGUGUUGAAGUUGAAUGGUACAAAAUACAGCUUGAAACAAUUGCAUUGGCAUUCCCCUUCUGAGCACCAAGUCUUCAGGGUUUCGUUUGUUGCUGAGGUUCACCUUGUUUACAACACUCCCAAUUAUACUGUCGCUGUGGUCUCAAUUAUAUUGCGGUCCGGCCAACGUGACCCUCUUAUUGCAACGGUAGAGCAAGAAUUGAGUGGGCUACCUAUGAAGCUACUAGGCCAAGAUCCACCUGAAGUUGCAUUGGGGGACAUUAAUGGGCUUCAAAAUGAGCUAAGAAAAUUAACCAAUACCAAUAGGUAUUACACUUACAAAGGCUCUUUGACCACACCCCCAUGCACUGAAGAUGUUACAUGGAUUGUCAUUGGAAAGUAUGGGACGAUUUCAAAUGAUCAAGUUCAACUCCUGAAACGACCACUGGACAAUGAAAGCAAGAAUAAUGCAAGGCCUUUGCAACCCUUGAAUGGACGAAGAGUUGAGGCUUACCAAGCUUAAGCCUUCCUUCCCUUUCCUUCUUUCUUUCAUUUAAUAAUGUGUUCUUUGUCGUAGUGUAUUUGUUCAGUUAAUUUUUUUAGUCAAACAUGAUAAAUUUUGAUCAUCAACGGAAUAAAAUCUACUUUGCAUAAUAUUAUUCUAAUAUAAUAAAUUUUCGAACGCUUUUUGUAACAAUU
Messenger RNA from Cuscuta campestris, 1251 nucleotides. Lineage: Eukaryota; Viridiplantae; Streptophyta; Magnoliopsida; Solanales; Convolvulaceae. The record is from the annotation of a GenBank genome assembly.